Ipomoea nil (Japanese morning glory) is the source of this 1370-nucleotide messenger RNA. Its product is annotated as rhodanese-like domain-containing protein 11, chloroplastic. Lineage: Eukaryota; Viridiplantae; Streptophyta; Magnoliopsida; Solanales; Convolvulaceae. The coding region runs from base 81 to 971 and encodes 296 amino acids. The transcript is spliced from 10 exons. The record is from RefSeq and is a predicted model, not a curated record.
AUCAUUUAACCAAUAAAAAGAUUUUAGGAAAGGAUAAGCAAAUUCAAAUCUCCUUUCUGUUCUCAGGUGUAACUGUAACAAUGGAAGCUCUUGGCCUUGGCCAUGGACUCCCCCCACUUUCUGUUCUCAUGACCAGUCCUCGACAACAACAAAGAUGGAAUCUUCUAGGUUCCGCCAGUUGCCUCGCACCUUCAUUAGCACCGUUGUCUCUCAAAUCCGGAGUUUCACUCGUCAAGUUUCAGUGCAGAAGUGGAAUAAGAAUGCAACAAGUGGAAGAAGAGUAUGAGUUGAAGCAAAUGAAAGAUAUGGCUGCCGCCAGAAAGAGAUGGGAUGCUUUGAUCAGGGAGGGGAAGGUAAAGAUGCUCACUCCAAGGGAAGCUGGCUAUGCAAUUCAGCUCUCAAACAAAACUCUGCUUGAUGUUCGCCCAUCAAUUGAACGUGAAAAGGCACGGGUGAAAGGCUCAGCCUGGAUUCCAAUUUUUGAGGUUGAUACUAGAUUAGAUCCUGGUACACUUUCCAUGAAGGUUACAAAUUUUAUGAUGGGAGGCUGGUGGAGUGGUGUGCCUACCUUGUCCUAUAAUAGUCAAUUCUUAUCAAAAGUCCAGGAACAAUUCCCAAAAGAUACAGAUCUUAUCGUGGCGUGCCAAAAAGGAUUGAGGUCUCUUGCGGCUUGUGAGUUACUGUGCAAUGCUGGUUACAGUAACCUCUUCUGGGUUCAAGGGGGUUUGGAGAAUGCUGACGAAGAGGAUCUUGAAAGAGAAGGUCCUCAGCCAUUUAAGUUUGCAGGAAUUGGUGGGCUUUCAGAGUUCCUUGGUUGGACUGACCAACAACGAGUUGCAGCUGCUAAGGAGGGUUGGGGUUACCGAUUAGUCUUCUCUGCCCGCUUGGUUGGAGUCUUUCUUGUUGCUGAUGCACUGUUUAUCGGAGCACAAAGAGUGGGCCAAUACAUUCAAGAUUUAAGGACUCAUUAAGCAGUGUUGCCUUUGUUUAUUGUCUUGAAGCAAGAGGGCCGGUAUCAUUAAAAUUUAAGGUAUCAGUGAGGAUCCUUGCGCCAUUCUAGAUACUUACCAAUGAAGCACAAAAGAAAUGGCAUUUUCUCAAGUUCCUCUGUUGAGACUGAAACGAAGAAGGCACUUUACUUUUGAAAACCCAUACAGAAAUGUAUAGGACUUCUCUCUGCAUCCAAAACCUUUAUUUGCUGAAUGCCUUUAUGAAAUGAGUGUAGAUGAUUUCUUUUUUCCUUCCAAAGACGGCAUGCCAUGAUUUCCACAUCUAACUUACUGUUUUCAUUGUCCUUGUUUCUUUGAAUUUGUUUAUUGUACUUCUACUAGCUAACUUUCCUCUACGUUAAUGUUUCCACUAAACGUCAA